CUUGUCAUCAUCACCGAAGAACAGCUAGGAGGGCUUCAUCCGAGGGUGUUCUACAUGUGCACAGUAGGAGGUUCCCAGAUUUGUGUGUGAUCCUCAAGUCGGACGUGUGGAAGAAAUAAACAUCCAACAGAUCAGGUUUUUCUGGGAGUUGACCAAGGCUCUGCCAGACAUGGUAGGACAUCUGAAUCUUCAAGGCAUGGAAGACAGUUUAAAGGACAAGAAUCGGGAAGGGUUAUUGGACAGUCCAGAUUCUGGACUCCCACCGAGCCCCAGCCCUCCUUUUUACUCUAUUUCCCCAGGCAUCUCUGAGAGCAGAGCUGAGGGCAGCAUCACCCCAACACUCUACCCUGGAUAUGGCUACAGGAAGGAAGUCAAAGAGGGCAAAGUGAUACCAUACCUCCUGCUCAACAACUCCAUGCCAGAAGCACGGCCAAGGAUGCAACCAGUUGUGUUUGGAGAGAGUAUUGAAGUGAAUCCUGAGCCAAUACAAGAGAUAAGGUGCAAUUCCGAGAUCAAAUAUGAUUCAGAAAAGCAUUACCGAGAUCAUGUGUUCUAUUCUCCAGUUCCUACCAUCACGUCCUACAGUGAGACCAUCAUCUCCACUCCAAACUGCACGUGGAGGAAUUACAAAUCUCAGCUGCUCUUUGAACCUCGCAACAAACCCUUAAGGUUUCAAAGCACAACCAUCAUAUACCCCAAACAUGCCAAGAACAUUUACAGAACAACACUCAAUUACAAUUGUGGGGGGGCCAAGAAAUGGUUUGCAUCUAGUGUGCAACUGGAACUGUGCGAGGAAACAAGCCCAUGUAUUAUAUAUACUGACAGCUUAUAAACCUGGUCAAGGACUAUUCCCACCUCACUGAAGAACACACAUGGUUACCAAUGCACUUGGGCUUACCAAUAUGAGAUGGUGGAUCUAUAGCCUAAGGGGUUUGGAUUCCCCAAAACUAACAUUAUUACAAUGUGACUGUUUAUGAUUGAAAGACUUGUACACCAUGUUGGAACUUCCAGUGCUUUUAUGUGAAUAUUGUAUCUGUUUGCUACUGUGUACUGUUUAUUUUAUGCUCUUUUGUACAUACCUUCUUUUUUUUAAGUGAAGCAGUUUCAAGGGAGUUUAAUAUCAAAUGUAUUGUUGUAACCUUUUCCCAUCUUGGCUAAAGCUGGCCAUACACUAUCCAGUGUUUUUUCUAAUGCAAUGAAGAUUCAAGCAUCACUUUAAGGGCCCAUUCACACCAUAGCAGUGU
Messenger RNA from Nanorana parkeri, 1244 nucleotides. It is a transcript of the gene RFLNA, whose product is annotated as refilin A. Gene Ontology annotation, molecular function: filamin binding. NCBI's taxonomy places the organism in Eukaryota, Metazoa, Chordata, Amphibia, Anura, Dicroglossidae. Gene Ontology annotation, biological process: negative regulation of chondrocyte development; skeletal system morphogenesis; actin filament bundle organization. The transcript has 4 exons. The record is from RefSeq and is a predicted model, not a curated record. Bases 170 to 832 code for a protein of 220 amino acids. Gene Ontology annotation, cellular component: actin filament bundle.